Molecule: messenger RNA, 3137 nt
Organism: Limulus polyphemus (Atlantic horseshoe crab)
Lineage: Eukaryota; Metazoa; Arthropoda; Merostomata; Xiphosura; Limulidae
Product: homeobox protein Hox-B4-like
Exons: 2
Coding region: 36-1106 (356 amino acids)
Biological process (GO): anterior/posterior pattern specification; regulation of transcription by RNA polymerase II
Cellular component (GO): nucleus
Molecular function (GO): RNA polymerase II cis-regulatory region sequence-specific DNA binding; DNA-binding transcription factor activity, RNA polymerase II-specific
Source: RefSeq, a predicted model, not a curated record
UAGAAAACGGUACUGGCUGCUAUUGAUCACGUGAUAUGCUAAUUUAUGGACGUAGGCGGAGUCAAGUCACAGUUAAACGACAACCCCAAAGAAAAAUAAUUUCCAUCCAAUUCACCCAACAAUUAAUGAUCAUGAGUUCGUUUUUGAUGAACUCUCCUCCAUAUGUGGAUCCGAAAUUUCCACCAAGUGAAGAAUACUAUCAAGCAAACUACAUUCCAAGUCAGCGAGGGGACUAUUACAAUCCGCCAAGUCAUCCCUAUCGCUAUAGCGGCGUCAACAGUCAGCACGCGCCAGUGAGUUAUGGCCACGAGCACAGCGGUGCCAACGCAGCGUACACAAAUCAUGGAAGCCCUCCCCGUUACUACCAGCCGCCGUGUUCUCUACCACAAAACUCACUCCACAGACCAACAAUUUUGAGCCCUUCAGUUGACCAUGUACCACUAACCAAUAGUCCGAACCAUAUUUUACAGAGCCCACCGCAGCACCAUCAGAGAUCUCCGGUCUCUUCGCCGGUGCCGGCGCCAGUGCCGCCUGCAGUGUCUUGCAACACCCCACAGCCAACUUCCGAUCUACAAGCUCGCGUACCACACCAACAACAUAUUUCUCCUCAGCAGCAAAGUUUAAUAGAAACGACUCCGGACUGUGCUGUGUCAACGACGGGACAUCCGGUCAUCUAUCCUUGGAUGAAAAAAGUCCACAUCAAUGCAGUGGGAACCAAUGGAAAUUUCUCUCCCGGGGUUGAAACCAAAAGACAGCGGACGGCUUACACGAGACACCAGAUUUUGGAAUUGGAAAAAGAAUUUCAUUUUAACCGGUAUCUUACAAGGCGUCGACGGAUAGAAAUAGCUCAUUCGUUAUGUUUGUCAGAGAGACAGAUAAAAAUCUGGUUCCAAAACCGUCGGAUGAAGUGGAAGAAAGACAACAAGCUUCCUAAUACGAAGAAUGUGAAGAAAAGGAACCAAAACGUAGAACACCUGAACAACCAUACGCAACCAUUAGCUCCUGUAUCAAACCACACGCAACCAGAAGCGAGACUUCUUCCCCCAGCGCCAAGUCAGUCAAUUUCAAUGGACCCUAAACCUGAUUAUGGUUUGACCGAACUCUGAUAUUUUCUUAUGUGUGAAGAUCAUUCAUAAGCUGUGUAGUUCUUGACUAAAAUUUGGGCAGCAUUUUAUUAUGUUAAAUGUUGUUCAAGGCCCAGACUGUGGUGUAUGUGUGUGGAUGUGGUGUGCUUAAGCCUCGCGGUGAUUUAUGUAUAUGUGCAAAAAUGAUGAUGAGAAGCGUUUUUUAUUUACAAUGAUCUCUUAAGCGUCGUUAAGCUUUUUGGUGAGACUAACAGUCUUUCAUAUAACAAAAUGUGUCUCACAAAAGGAAAUGUAUUUAGACAGUUUAUAUGCCUGCUUGUACCCAGCUAGCUGUUCAUUGAACUUGUACAGAAAUCUGUGGUUUCAAGGAGAAAUCCCUAACAGGUAACAGUUAUAUGGGAAGCCGGGGUAUUAUUAAUGUAACAUCUGUAAUUUUUUUUUCCAUUUUGUGUGUGAUACUCAAUCUAAUUUACAGCUUUUUAACUGGUGUGUAAUCACUGUUAGGUUGUACCAUUCUUUAUCGUCUUUAUUAUUAGUAGGUGUAAAUAUCUAUAUAAUUAUAUAUAAAUAUAUAUAUAUAUAUACAUAUAUAAAAUUGUGGUCAACAUUUUGGCUUCCAGGUCAACAACAUGGUCUCAAAACUGGAUGUACACGCAAAAAUAUUGUAAUAUGUGCAUUUUUGUUUAAUUGUGGUGGUUUACGAUCUUGAGACAAACUGGCCUGUCUGUGUCUCUCAGGGUAUUUCAGUUUGACAAAUUCGUAAUUUUAAAGUGAUAUUUAUUCCGAUUCUGAGAAAACAAACACUCAUUUAAUUAUAAUAUAUCCGUUGUUGUGACAACGUUCUUUGGGUUUGACGGUUGGUACUCAUGUAAUGAAAAUGGUGUUUGUGAUGUAUGUAUACUGUUCGUGUGCCAUAACUAUAUGCAGAUGAUAUAUCUUUAUUUUUAUUUCAUCGACCGUUUUCGCCGGUUGUACGAUAACAACAACAUUUUUUUCUAAGUUGUCUUAAGACAUAGAAAGUUCAUUAACUGUGACAUUGGUCAUUAGCAAAUAACUGACUAAAUUAUUUUGUUACGUAAAAUAUUGAUUUUAAUUGUAGUCUGACUGCAAUUCUCUAGUGUUAAAGAACGAAAGGUCAACGCUAGAGUACGCAAAGCAUAGUCAAUUUCAUGUAUUACUUAAUGUUAAAUGUACUUGGUGUCAGUGUAUUUUCAGUAAUUCUCUGAUGUAUAGCCCAUUAUUUUAGUAAAGGGAGUUAAAAUGUCGACACGAGACUUCUUUAGUCUCCACGUGCUACUUAAAAGUCUGGGAAUAGGUAACACCGUUGGUGAUUUUUAAGUAUGUUGUAAGAAACAAGACUGAAAUCGGUUGGUCAGUACCUAGUGGUCAUAGAUUUGCAUUCGAAUCUGAAAGUUCUCCUCUUGGCUCUUGUCGUAACAUGAGUUGUAAUGUGGUCAGUAUUCCUAAUUGUUGGUAAAACCUUGUUUGCAGGAAACGCUAAAGAAAAAUAAUAUCGUAAUAGAACUCAUGAAAAUGAUACUGCUAUUAUGUACCAUCGUGCAUUCCAAGUAGCAGUAGCGACAAACAUGCAACUGUAACCAGAUCUAUUUUUGUAGUAUUAUACUGUUUGCUUCAAGGUCAUGACAAUGAAACCUGUGUACUUUCUGUUAUAAACUAUUGUAAACACAAUCUGUAUAUCAUUGCUGUCAUUACUAUAAUAACGUAGGAUGCAGUGUCCUUUGUAGCAAAUUUAUUAGGAACUAUGAUACAAUAUUGUAGUUUUCCGUUAGAUCUCAGAGUGGUGUUUGACAUUGAGUUUAUAUAUCUUAAUUUCUUCUGUAAUUAAAAUAAAUUUAAACAAAUCAAUUGCCCUAGAUUACAGCUAAGAAAGUCUCUUGUUCCUGUAUUUUAUGUACUUUAAAAAAAAACUUCAGUCCUUCUACUGCUCUAUUGAUGUAGUCCAAACAAUAACUGUCUUUGCUUCCCUCUGGCUGUACCUCAGGAGAAAAACAACAACAACAAAAAACAGGCCAAUAAAUGUGCUUUAAAUUA